Alnus glutinosa is the source of this 1136-nucleotide messenger RNA. Its product is annotated as F-box/kelch-repeat protein At3g06240-like. Gene Ontology annotation, molecular function: protein binding. NCBI's taxonomy places the organism in Eukaryota, Viridiplantae, Streptophyta, Magnoliopsida, Fagales, Betulaceae. The record is from RefSeq and is a predicted model, not a curated record. Bases 1 to 888 code for a protein of 295 amino acids. The transcript has a single exon.
AUGUCAAACAGUCUCCCAAAUGAAGUUAUCGCCAAAAUCCUAUCACGACUGCCCGUGAAGUCGGUGAUCAGAUUCAGGUGUGUUUCCAAGACAUGGUGCUCUCUCAUCUCCAGGCCCCAUUUCAUCGCCACCCACCUCAGCCGCGCUCUUUACAACCCCCAAAACUCAUCCAACCUUGUGUUCCACCAUUUCGACUACCGACUCAAGAAAGACCUAUCACCUGCCAUCCGCAUCCACCUGCUUUCCCUUGAUUCAAGAAAACAAGAGAGGAGUUUGAUUACUGAACGACUUGAUCAUGAUUUCACAAGAGACCCAUCAGAUUUCAUAGGAUCACGUUGCAUCCACGAUUGCAUGAAAGUAAUUGGUUCAUCUAACGGUCUCUUUUGUCUCACCAGAGGUUUUGAUUCAUACUUUCUCUGCAACCCUUGUAUUCAAAAAGCCAUAUCCAUUCCACACCCUAAUAUGGGCCUUUGGGGAUUGGCUACCCAGCCUCAUGGCUUUGGGUAUUGCCCCAAGACUGACGAUUACAAAGUGGUGAGGGUUGUAGAUGUCAAAGGCACCACUCAUUCUCUGGUUGAUAUUUAUACGCUUCGAACCGGCGCAUGGCGCUCUUUUUCGGCCCCCGGUCUUCCCUACAACUUUAGUGAAUCCAACUCCGGCGGUACUAUUUUCAUUAAUGGGACAGUCCACUGGCCAGCUUGCACUCGAGAGCACCAGCGCCCGUUUCGCCAUUUGAUCGUGUCGUUCGAUAUGGAAUAUGAGGUGUUUCAUGAAAUGGCUGUGCCAAAGCGUUUACAACGCGAGGGAAUUUUCGAUUUUUUUAUGGCUGUAGUUGAUGGGUUGCUUGCUGUUAUACCCUACGUGGAUGAUGAGGGUAUGCCCGUGUAGGUGAUGAAAGAGUAUGGAAGAGCGGAAUCAUGGACUAAGCAGUUCGAUAUUAAGUAUGUGGGUGGAUCAUAUGGUCCGAUAGGCUUUACAAAGAACGGUGAAGUUCUAGUGAACUAUGAGGGAUAUUUGUCUUCUUACGAUCGUAAUAGCGAACAAUCCUGGUAUCUUCACAUUUAUGAAAUACAUAACUGGCUUCAUUGCGAUACUUAUGUGGAGAGCCUUGCUCUACUGAAUGUAGCAUAUGGAAU